UGAAGCAUGUUCAGGUGUGCAUUCCAUAGCAGGUAGGGGCAGUGUAGAACCUAUUCGCUGGCUGCCCAAAGCCAGGAAAAAUGUCAAAGACGAAGACGAGAAUCCCGGUGGAUGUACCAUCAUGCAGCGCGCUGGGUUCUUCCAGAGAACAGAGAUGGCGGCCGGUUAGAGCUACACGUAAACACAGCAUUUCCAUUAAGCCGGACUCCCCGAAACGCUGAGGGGCAGCCAGCCUCACGCACCGCCGCGGUGACACCGCAGCAGUCACACGGGAGGUCCCCGGCGGACUCUUCGUGCAACCCGAGCAAAUUUACAAACCCUACUUCCAAACAAAAACAUUAAAACAUGGACGAACACCCUGGAGGAGGUGCAGGAGGAGGAGCGGCCGCCCCGCGACAGCCACCUUCACCGCAGCAGCACCAGCAGGGCAGCAGCAGCAGCGGCGGUCCCCCUAUCGGAGCAGUCAUGGUCCCGCAGCAGAACGAAGACUUGCCCCGGCCACAUCAGCAAUACACUAUUCCCGGGAUCCUGCACUACAUCCAACACGAGUGGGCCCGGUUCGAGAUCGAGAGGGCACACUGGGAAGUGGAGAGGGCCGAACUCCAGGCCAGGAUAGCGUUCCUGCAGGGGGAGAGGAAGGGCCAGGAGAACCUGAAGAACGACCUGGUUAGGAGAAUCAAAAUGUUAGAAUACGCUUUAAAGCAGGAAAGAGCAAAAUACCACAAGUUAAAAUAUGGAACAGAGUUAAACCAAGGAGACAUGAAGAUGCCAAUCUUUGAGUCAGACACCAAAGAGUCGGAGGUCUCUGCUGUCCCUGCCAACAGUCAGCUAAUGUGGAAACAAGGCCGGCAGCUCCUCAGACAGUACCUUCAGGAAGUGGGAUACACAGACACCAUCUUGGAUGUUCGCACUCAGAGGGUUCGCUCUCUGCUCGGCCUGUCGGGUUCUGAGCAGAACGGAUCGAUGGAGAAUAAGAACCUGCAGCACCUGAUCAAUGGAACGGAGCGCUGCACAGAAACCAAGAGGAUUCCAAAUGACAAUCUGGAGACGUUCAACUUCCUAGAAAAUGCAGAGGACAGUGAUGAGGAGGAGGACGAGGAAGGAGACCUGAUGGAUGACAUCAGCUCCGACAAACAACACAGACCUAAAAAACACAAGCCUAACAUAGGAAACGAGGGCCUGGCAUCAGAGGACGACGCAGACACAGAGGAAGCCCUGAAGGAGUUUGACUUCUUGGUGACAGCAGAGGAUGGAGAGGGAGCUGGAGAAGCUCGCAGCUCUGGAGACGGGACGGAGUGGGCGGAACCGCUACCAUUUCCCUCCGGUGGGGGGAAGUCCUUCCUGCUGGGGGGGCCGGACGACGUGCUGGAAAGCGUGUUGGGUUUGGGGGACCUGGCAGACCUCACCGUCACUAACGACGAGACGGACUUUGGCUACGAUCUCUCGUCCAGUAAAGAGUCUGCGUUCAGGAAGACGUGGAACCCUAAGUACACGUUGCGGAGCCACUUCGAUGGCGUCCGGGCGCUGGCGUUCCACCCCGUGGAGCCCUGCCUGGUCACCGUGUCUGAAGACCACACCCUGAAGCUGUGGAACCUCACCAAGACCGUCCCAGCCAAAAAAAGUGCCUCUUUUGAUGUGGAGCCCAUCUACACAUUCAGGGGUCACAUCGGCCCGGUUCUGUCCUUGGCGAUGACCUCCAGCGGUGAGCAGUGUUUCAGUGGAGGCAUCGACUCCACCAUCCAGUGGUGGAACAUCCCCAGCUCUAACGUCGACCCCUAUGACACCUACGAUUGCAGCGUCCUGGCGGGGUCGCUGCUGGGUCACGCUGACGGCGUGUGGGGAUUGGCUUACAGCGGCAUCAAGAACCGCCUCCUGUCCUGCUCUGCUGAUGGAACCGUCAAGCUGUGGAAUCCCGUGGAGAAAGACCCCUGCAUCAGCACUUUCAACACAAACAAUGAGCAUGGAAUCCCCACCGCCGUAGACUUUAACGGUUGUGACCCCGCCCACAUGGUGGCGUCCUUUAACAACGGAGACGUGGCGAUAUACGACCUGGAAACAUCCCAGACUGCACUGGUGCUGAAGGGUCAAGGAGACAGCACCGUCCCGGGUUUGAAUCACAUCAAUAAAGUGGUGAGUCACCCCACGCUGCCCGUCACCAUCACGGCUCAUGAGGAUCGCCACAUCAAGUUCUUCGAUAACAAGUCAGGUAAAAUGAUCCACGCCAUGGUGGCCCAUCUGGACGCAGUGACCAGCCUGGCCGUGGAUCCUAACGGGAUCUACUUGAUCUCUGGCAGUCACGACUGCUCCCUGCGGCUCUGGAACCUGGACAGUAAAACGUGCGUGCAGGAGAUCACGGCUCACCGUAAGAAGAGCGAAGAGGCCAUCUACGACGUGACCUUUCACCCAUCCAAAGCCUACAUCGCCUCGGCCGGAGCCGACGCCCUGGCCAGGGUCUACGUAUAGAGGAGAGGAGCAGCGCCGCGCCGUGGGCUCCUAGUCAGACGGAGCCAGGAUUCAGGUCUGUUCACAUCCAUCUGAAGGCGGCAGCAGACUGAGACGCCCACACACACGCAGCCGCCCCGUGCCACCGCCGCCUUUGCCCACUGAAUGGAGCACGUCUGAUCUGGCUGAUCAGCUCCCUCUCUACGGUGGUGUCCAGCAGGCUAACCACGGCCAGCCUGGCCUCCUCGUCAUAUUCAACUCUAGUGCAAUCUCCACAUGUAGACGUAGGAACGUUAAAGGAAAAAUCCCCCCAAAUGCAGCUGAUGGGUGGAGCUGCUCCUUUCUGCUCACAGAUUCCGUCCAUCCCAUGAACUCUUUGGCUCAGUCUCCAUCACUGUUACUUCCUUAUUUGUGCCAUGGUCAAACAUUGCAUUAUGGGAUAUUUAGUUUUAAAACAUCCACUCACAGUAAGGCAGUCGGUAAAUUAGUUUAAAUGUCUAACAGUGAUCUGUGUUUUCAUCGUCUCAAUGGUUCUCAAGUUCAAAGGAUGAAUUCUUUACAUUUUACUGUUACAAGUGUAAGUGGCUGCAGCAAGACAUCUGCAGUCAAAACGACCUUUUUGGUCCUUUCAGUUUUCCGUAGUGACAAAGUUUCACUUGGAAGAAUCAAGUCUGAAAUGAUUAACUUUAUUAUUGCUUUCAUAUUAUUCUGAGUGAAGGAUAAAGUUCUCACUGCCUUUCAGACUCAUUCAGCCUCAGGAGGUUUUACAGUGAGGCUUAGUGAACGUCUGCUGGGUUUAAGGUCAGCUACGUUUACUGAAGAAUCCAUCUUCAGAUAAAGUCAAGGCUCAUCAAGCUGUCUUCUUAGAGAAUAGAGAAAUGAUGAGGAAACGUGUCUGAUCAGACCAACACCAGGGACAGAUCUGGUUUAGUGAUGCAGCAAGAUUUAAACUGUUACUUCUGGUUUUACCAGUUCUUCACAACUUGGUAUGUAGAAACUCAGUGUUUCGUCUUAAACAGUUCUGUCCUCUAACAGAACCUUCUGCUGAUUUUUCAUUCAGCCUGAAGAACCAAAGACUCUGACAGCAGGGAUCAUGAAGGGAGACGGAUCUGAAGUUUUGAAAUGGGCUUCUGUGGAGAGUAGGGACCAAUAAUAUAUUUACCAAUAUUUUUAUAUAUAUUUCCUACGUGUUUCAAUCCCAUGUAAAAGCAACUACAAGGUCUCUGUGGCACUGCUCUAACUAAACUCCCCACAGUCCUGCACUACUUCACUGUCACAUGACUGAAAGAGGCCGACAGCGUUCUCCUGAAACACAAACAGCAACUAGACAGCAGGAAACAUCAGUUAUUAAUCAGCCCAGUUUUAUCGGACAGAUACCAAUAUGAUAAAAAGUGGCUAACAUCGGCUGAUAUUGAUACCAAUAUAUUGUGCAUCCCUAGUGGAGAGUUCCUAAUCAGUAACCAUUCUACCAGUCCAUCUGACUGGUUGGGUCUUUACAUAACUGUGCUCACAUGAUCUAACCAGUGGUUAGCCAGAAAUAUAAUUCUGGUUUUAAUCAAAGUGAAAUGUUAUUCCCAAUCAAACUGUGUGAAAGCUUCACAAUUUUAAGACACACUGCUGCAGAAUUCAGUCAGCUAGCACUGAAAUGCUGCAGCAGUGACUCAGUAAUAAGAAUAUCAUGCAACACUGAACAGUUUCUGAUUAAGCUAAUCAGCUGACACAUUUUUGACCAAAAUCAUUUACCUUCAGCCCCUAGUGGGGCUGUUUUUAAAAAAACAAAGAACAAGUUGGCGGCUUCACAAGGAAA
This is a messenger RNA of Poecilia latipinna (sailfin molly), 4249 nucleotides long. It is a transcript of the gene strn3, whose product is annotated as striatin, calmodulin binding protein 3. The transcript has 16 exons. The coding region runs from base 346 to 2463 and encodes 705 amino acids. The record is from RefSeq and is a predicted model, not a curated record. Lineage: Eukaryota; Metazoa; Chordata; Actinopteri; Cyprinodontiformes; Poeciliidae. Gene Ontology annotation, molecular function: protein-containing complex binding; calmodulin binding; armadillo repeat domain binding. Gene Ontology annotation, cellular component: dendrite.